AUGAUUGCGGUAGAAACGGAUGAAACGCACGCACGCACGAGGAAGCGGGAGAGACCACCGGCUACAUGCAUAAAUGGAGGCGCGCCUGCGUUUCUUCCAUCCCCACCAUCACCGGCCGCUUCACUGCACUGCAAACUGACCCCGGCCCGGCCAGCCCCCUUCGCCUUCCCCUUCUCGCCCCGGCCGGCCAUGUCGCCCGUCAAGGCCGAGGACCUGGUGCCGCACCCCUGCAAGGAGCAGUUCGGCGGCCUCGACUACUGCAUCACCAGCCCGCCGCCAUGGAUCACCACGGUGGUCGUGGCGUUCCAGCACUACCUGGUGAUGCUCGGCACCACCGUCAUCAUCGCCACCAUCCUCGUCCCCCUCAUGGGCGGCGGCCAUGAGGAGAAGGCGAUCGUGAUCCAGACCAUCCUCUUCCUCGCCGGGAUCAACACGCUCCUGCAGGUGCACUUCGGCACGCGGCUCCCCGCCGUCAUGGCAGGCUCCUACACCUACAUCUACGCCGCCGUCGCCAUCAUCAUCAGCCCGCGAUACGUCCUCUUCAUCGGAGCCCCCUUCGAGAGGUUCGUCUACACCAUGCGGUCGCUCCAGGGCGCGCUCAUCAUCGCCGGCGUCUUCCAGGCCGUCAUCGGCUUCUUCGGCAUAUGGAGGGUCUUCAUAAGGUUCCUGAGCCCCCUCGCCGCUGUCCCCUUCGUCACGCUCUCCGCGCUCGGCCUCUUCUACUUCGCCUUCCCAGGGGUCGCCAAAUGCAUCGAGAUCGGUCUCCCGGCGCUCAUUCUGCUCAUAAUAUUCUCAGAGUACGCAUCCCAUUACUUUGCCAAAGGGAGCUUCGUGUUCGGCCGAUGCGCGGUGCUGGUGACGGUGAUCAUCGUGUGGAUCUUUGCCGAGAUACUGACGGCGGCCGGCGCGUACGACGAGAGGAACCCCGUGACGCAGUUCAGCUGCCGCACCGACCGCUCCGGCCUCAUCCACGCGGCACCCUGGGUCAGGUUCCCUUACCCGUUCCAGUGGGGGUACCCCAUCUUCUGCGCACAGGACUGCUUCGCGAUGAUGGCCGCUUCCUUCGCGUCUCUUAUAGAGUCUACCGGCACCCUAAUUGCCGUGUCAAGAUACUCAGGCGCGACAUUCGUCCCACCUUCAGUUUUCGCUCGUGGAAUUGGUUGGCAGGGUAUAUCUAUCAUACUAGAUGGGAUGUGUGGCACGUUGACAGGCACAGCAGCUUCAGUUGAGAACUGCGGUCUACUGGCCUUGACGCGAGUUGGAAGCAGACGAGUCAUCAAGAUUUCAGCUUUGUUCAUGAUCUUCUUCUCGCUGUUUGGAAAAUUCGGUGCAAUCCUUGCAUCUAUCCCAUUGCCAAUUUUCUCUGCACUUUACUGCGUUCUCUUUGCUUAUUCAGCUGCUGCAGGCCUCUGCUACCUUCAAUACUGCAACCUUAACACCCUGAGAACCAAGUUCAUACUCUGCAUCUCCUUGUUCCUGGGACUAUCCAUACCGCAGUACUUCCGGGAGUUCGAGACAUUCUACGGCUUUGGACCAGCUCACACACGUUCACUGGCGUUCAAUGUCAUUGUCAAUGUGAUAUUCUCCUCGCCCGCGACUGUUGCUGCCAUACUUGCCUACCUUCUGGACUGCACGCACCUCUACUGGGAACCCCAUGUGAGGAGGGACAGGGGCUGGCUGUGGUUGGAGAAAUUCAAGUCCUACAGGCAUGAUGGGAGAAGCGAGGAGUUCUACGCUCUGCCGUAUGGUAUGAGCAAGUACUUCCCCUCACUUUAGGAGAAGUAACGAUGCGAGGAUGAAGUGGUGGGAAGUAGAAAAUAGACGGUGAUUCAGGGGAUCAUCUGUAUAUGCAGCAAUAUGUGACGUUUCGAUUCUAGCUUGUAAAACAUUUCGGGUGGGGCAUACUUACUGUGAUAUUCGGAUGAGGAUACUGCCAUCAUCAACCAAGGGGAGCUAGCAAUGCUUCUACACCAGUUUUGCUUCGAUCUUGUCUCUGACUUGAAGCAGCAGAACACACCUUGUAGCUUGAUUUUAGCUCUGACAGGAAACAGCAGAAUGUAUACCUUUCAUGAGGGAAUUGAAUCGAGGAAACAGGCAUCAGUCAGUAAACA
This is a messenger RNA of Hordeum vulgare subsp. vulgare (domesticated barley), 2111 nucleotides long. RefSeq names its product nucleobase-ascorbate transporter LPE1. The record is from RefSeq and is a predicted model, not a curated record. The transcript has 14 exons. Gene Ontology annotation, molecular function: transmembrane transporter activity. Gene Ontology annotation, cellular component: membrane. The coding region runs from base 1 to 1776 and encodes 591 amino acids. NCBI's taxonomy places the organism in Eukaryota, Viridiplantae, Streptophyta, Magnoliopsida, Poales, Poaceae. Gene Ontology annotation, biological process: transmembrane transport.